Vitis vinifera (wine grape) is the source of this 3043-nucleotide messenger RNA. RefSeq names its product putative pentatricopeptide repeat-containing protein At1g69350, mitochondrial. Gene Ontology annotation, molecular function: zinc ion binding; RNA binding; protein binding. The transcript has a single exon. The coding region runs from base 244 to 2871 and encodes 875 amino acids. The record is from RefSeq and is a predicted model, not a curated record. Gene Ontology annotation, biological process: RNA modification. NCBI's taxonomy places the organism in Eukaryota, Viridiplantae, Streptophyta, Magnoliopsida, Vitales, Vitaceae.
CAUCCAGGCAGAAAUCGUUGACACUAGACUCAUUUGAGACGUGUAGACGCAUUUUACAGGACUUGGCUAACAAGGCUCCAACUUUUGAAUUGAGACGGACUUCCCACUCACUUUCUUUCUAUAUGGGCUAUGUGCAGCUUCUGCAGAAUAUGCAUGUUUCUUUACCUUGAAUUCAUCAAGAUCGCUCACAAGUCACAAGUAAGAAAACGCAUGAUUUUUCACUGGUUUUGACCUUGAAGAGCUAUGAUACUUUACAUGCCCUUGUUCAGACGAUGCGCCACCUCAACAACACUCACCCAACUCCAUGCCCAUCUCUUCAUCACCGGCCUCCAUAGACACCCACCUGCAUCCACCAAACUCAUUGAGUCCUAUGCCCAAAUUGGCAUUUUUGAAUCUUCCAAACGUGUCUUUGAUACCUUCCCUAAACCCGAUUCCUUCAUGUGGGGUGUUCUGAUCAAGUGCUAUGUGUGGGGUGGAUUCUUUGAAGAAGCCGUUUCACUUUACCAUGAAAUGGUGUACCAGGACCAGACCCAGAUCAGUAACUUUGUGUUUCCAUCAGUUUUGAAGGCGUGUUCCGGUUUUGGUGAUCUGAGUGUUGGUGGGAAGGUUCAUGGGAGAGUAAUCAAAUGUGGGUUUGAGUCUGAUGCUGUUGUUGAGACCUCGUUGCUUUGUAUGUAUGGAGAAAUGAGCUGUUUAGAUGAUGCUUGUAAGGCAUUCGAUACAAUGCCAAUAAGAGAUGUGGUGGCAUGGAGUUCCAUUGUUCUGAACUUUGUUCAGAAUGGACAAGCAAGUGAAGGGUUGGAUAUGUUUUCUCAGAUGAUCUCAGAAGCUGUUGAACCUGAUUCCGUGACUAUGCUUAGUGUAACUGAGGCCUGUUCUGAGUUGGGUUCUCUAAGACUAGGGAGGUCUGUUCAUGGCUAUGUUGUGAGGAGGGAGAUUGAGAGUAAUGCUUCACUGAACAAUUCUCUUAUUGUAAUGUAUGGUAAAUUGGGUGACUUGUAUAGUGCAGAAAGGCUCUUUGAGAAUGUUCCUUGUCGGAUGACCGCUCCAUGGACACCAAUGAUUUCCUGCUACAAUCAAAGUGGAUGUUUCCAAGAAGCCCUGAACGUUUUUGCUAAGAUGCAGGAGUUUAAAAUGGAACCCAAUCAAGUAACCAUGGUGGGUGUUCUGUGUGCUUGUGCUAGGUUGGGCAGGGUGAAGGAAGGGAGGUCAGUUCAUGGCUUUGUCAUCAGAAGAGCUAUGGACCCAGAGUUAGAUUUUCUGGGGCCAGCAUUAAUGGAGUUGUAUGCUGAUACUGGAAACUUAAGAGAUUGCCAUAAGGUUUUUGAAACUAUUAAAGAGAAAACUAUCCUCUCAUGGAACACACUCAUAUCGAUUUUCACCCGGAAUGGGCAACCAGAGGAGGCCUUACUUCUCUUUGUGCAAAUGCAGACACAGGGACUAAUGCCAGACUCAUAUAGCCUGGCAAGUUCUCUCUCAGCCUGUGGAACUAUCAGUUUUUCACAGCUUGGAGCUCAGAUCCAUGGUUAUAUCAUCAAAACAGGCAACUUCAAUGACUUUGUCCAGAAUGCCCUGAUUGAUAUGUACGCCAAGUGUGGGUUUGUGCAUUCAGCAAACAAGAUGUUUGAGAAGAUCAAGGAGAAGAGUCUGGUAACAUGGAAUUCUAUGAUUUGCGGUUUCUCUCAGAACGGUUAUUCAGUAGAAGCAAUCACUCUCUUUGAUCAAAUGUACAUGAACUGUGUCAAGAUGGAUAAACUAACCUUCUUGAGUGUAAUUCAAGCUUGUUCCCAUCUGGGUUACUUAGAAAAGGGAAAAUGGGUUCACCACAAGCUCAUCAUGUAUGGUUUAAGGAAGGACUCUUACCUUGAUACUGCACUGACUGACAUGUAUUCCAAGUGUGGAGAGCUUCAGAUGGCCCAUGGAGUUUUCGACCGCAUGUCAGAACGGAGCAUAGUUUCAUGGAGUGUUAUGAUAGCUGGUUAUGGGAUGCACGGUCAGAUCAAUGCCACCAUCUCACUCUUCAAUCAAAUGUUGGGGUCAGGAAUAAAGCCAAAUGAUAUUACUUUCAUGCAUAUCCUAUCAGCUUGUAGUCAUGCAGGAGCAGUAGAAGAAGGGAAGCUAUAUUUUAACUCCAUGAGUGAGUUUGGCGUUGAGCCCAAACACGAUCAUUUUGCUUGCAUGGUUGACCUUCUGAGCCGAGCUGGUGAUCUGAAUGGAGCAUAUCAAAUCAUUACUUCAUUGCCAUUCCCUGCAAAUUCCAGCAUCUGGGGCGCUUUGCUUAAUGGGUGUCGAAUCCACAAGAGGAUUGACAUCAUCAAAAGCAUUGAAAAAAAUCUGUUAGAUGUAGAUACAGCCGAUACUGGAUAUUAUACAUUACUAUCUAAUAUAUAUGCAGAGGAAGGAACCUGGGAUAAAUUUGGGAAGGUGAGAUCCAUGAUGAAGAGUAAGGGUCUAAGGAAAGUCCCUGGCUACAGCACAAUAGAGAUUGACAAGAAAAUUUAUAGGUUUGGACCAGGCGAUACAUCUCAUUCACAAACAAAGGACAUAUACAGAUUCUUGGAAAAUUUUCGGAGUUUGGUUCAUGCUCAAGUUUAUGAUUCAGAACCUGAUAAUUCUAUUGUUGGCACUAGUAAAUUCAACAAAGAAAAUAAUGUUGUGAGUCACAGUGAGAAGUUGGCAAUUGCCUUCGGAAUAAUCAACACCAGGCCAGGAACAACACUACGCAUUUCUAAGAACCUUCGUGUUUGUAGAGAUUGCCAUUCCUUUGCAAAGAUUGCGUCUAAAAUCACAGGCAGAGAGAUCAUCAUGAGAGAUUUGAAUCGGUUUCAUUGUUUCAGGAAUGGGAGUUGCUCUUGUAAUGAUUAUUGGUGAUAGGUCAUUUUACACCAGCAAAACCACCAGGACAGAAAACCUAGUGGGCUAAUCUCAUGAACAUUGUAUUAAAGAAGAUAUCACUCGUGAUCCAAAGGGAUUUGGAGUCGGUAACCUUGUAUUGAAAGCUUCCCUCUUGCACUGCAAUGAUACACCAUGGUUCUUCAUCGUA